AUUCGUGCCAGGGCAGGGCGUGGUAUUGUACCCCCAGAUCGGGGAUAAACUGGACAUUGUGUGCCCGCGUGUGGAUGGCGGAGUGGGCGAGGGCAUCGAGUAUUACAAAAUCUACAUGGUUCCUCAGGAUCAGCUGGAGAGCUGCACCAUCACCAAGGCCGACACGCCGCUGCUCAACUGCGUCAAACCCGACCAGGACGUCAAGUUCACCCUCAAGUUUCAGGAGUUCAGCCCCAACCUCUGGGGCUUGGAGUUCUUCAGGGGCAAGGACUACUACAUCAUCUCUACAUCCAAUGGCACCAUGGAAGGCAUUGACAGCCAGGAAGGGGGAGUGUGCAAGACCAAGUCUAUGAAGAUAAUCAUGAAAGUGGGACAAAAUCCCUCUGAUCCUACUUCCCCCAAAGACUACCCCACCAGCUAUCCCCCCAAGCACCCAGAAGUGGGCAAAGAGUCCAACAAACCAAACGAAGUUCUGGAGAAGUCAGGCCACUCGUACCACCCAGAGGGCGAGGAGAACGGUGCCGGCGCGGGCGGCAAGUCGUCCAGCGUGGUGGGCUCCGAGGUGGCCCUCUUCGCCUGCAUCGCGUCGGGCAGCGUCAUCUUCAUCAUCAUCAUCAUCAUGCUGGUCCUGCUGCUGCUCAAGUACCGGCGGCGGCACAGGAAGCACUCGCCGCAGCACGCCACCACGUUGUCCCUCAGCACGCUGGCCACGCCCAAGAGGGGCGGCGGCGGGGGCGGGAACAACAACGGCUCGGAGCCCAGCGACAUCAUCAUCCCGCUCAGGACUGCGGACAGCGUGUUCUGCCCGCACUACGAGAAGGUGAGCGGGGACUACGGGCACCCCGUGUACAUCGUCCAGGAGAUGCCCCCCCAGAGCCCCGCCAACAUCUACUACAAAGUCUGAAUCGGGACCUCCACGACAUGCCACCGCCCCCCCCAGCCCACCCCCAACCCACCGAUCCCCGCUCUCCCCUUUCCGGAAAAGAAAACACUAAGUCCCUCCCCUCCCACCCACCUUCCCCACACACACUUUGGCAGGGCGGGUUUGGUUCAGCCCGCUACGCGGACGCACGUGAAUCGUUCUCUCUCUCUCUCGCUCUCUCUCUCUCUCUCUCUCUCACUCCAUCUCGCUCGACCUCUCCUCCUCCCUCCCUCGUUUUUGCCCGCCGUCUUUUUUUUGGUCAACCUCCUGCAGAGAUGUUGCUAUUCUGGUUCUUCUUGUUAUUGUCGCUGAGUGGGAGGGGGAGGCUUGGGGUGGAGGUGGAGGAGGGGAGGCUGGAGAGCAAGCUGCUGAUCUCUGGAGAGAGGCGGGCGGGGGGGGGGGCAGGUUCGGAUCCCUCUCCUCUGUCCGCUCCCUGCUUUUCUCUUCUUUCUUCUCGGCGCGCUGAGAUGGACACUGGGGUCUCGGAGGCGGCCGGAGCGUUUGGACGUACGGACGAGUCGCUCGCCCGCGCGCUUCGGAGUGGAUGACAAAAGCGGACAGAUGUGCCGAUUUUUCGUGGGAGAGGCAAAGAGGAGGGAUAGAAGUUCAUCCUUUCUUUCUUAACUCCCCCCCCCCCCUCAGAAGAGGAGAGACUGCUGCUUGGAAAGAGCGAGAGACACAAAGAGAGGAGGGAAAGACGAGAGGAGAGAGCGGAGGAGGGAACGAGCGGAACUGUGAACGUUGGUCCCUUUGGUCGCCCGGGGCCACCAGGUGCAUUAUGGUCCAGAAGCGGAAUAGAGAUUCUGAUAUCUCCACUCUGAGACUUCCCUGACUGAUUCAUGGACAUUACUCACUCCCCCUGUCACUUACACUCUCACACUCAAACACACACACACACACAUACUCAUUGUGAACUGUGUGGAUCAUCUUGCAUACAACCCCGUCGUUCCUCAUUGCCCAACCUGAUUUUCAGUUUUAGCAUAACAGUUCACACAGUUGUUACUUGAACGUUUGAAAAAAAAAAAAAUAUAUGAUUCCUUUUUUUUGGUGGUAUUUUUGACACGUUGUAAGUUUGUUUAAUCAUUCGUUUCUGUUUUUUCAUUCCUGGUAUUGUUCACUCACACAGAAGACGUUGUUUAGUGUCGUGGUAUCGUCCGAGAUUUGUCGUGCUGGUGCAUGUGACGACCCACGUAAUAAACACACACUGCAUCCCAUUGGCUUGGAGAGGUGAGAAGCAGAGAGAGAAAGAGGUCAGGGAUUGGACAGGGAAGGAGGGGAGAAUUUGUGCGGCCCUCUGCAGGACAUUCACCCCUCGGUCGGGGAUCCCGGCUGCCAAGGUGGCUUCUGGGUAGGGUGGAGGAUCUUCACGAACAUUUUAAAGCAGCACUUUUUAUGUCCUCGACUCCUCCACCCAGCCGCCCAACCAUGGAGUUGGAGGCAAAAUAUGUAGAUAAGUAAAAGGUUGUAACUGUAGAGUUAAAGGGGUUGGCUUGAGUGUAACACAAAUAGGAGGCUUUUCAGAUGAAGGGGUGUUGGCAAAUGGGGGCAAUAAGGAAUUCUUGUUGGCUUUACUGCCAUUUCAGCGACACAGAGUUCAGCCGCUCUGGUCUACAUUUAGACAUUUAGUCAUUUAGCAGACGCUCUUAUCCAGAGCGACUUACAGUAAGUACAGGGACAUUCCCCCCGAGGCAAGUAGGGUGAAGUGCCUUGCCCAAGGACACAACGUCAGUUGGCAUGACCGGGAAUCGAACUGGCAACCUUCGGAUUACUAGCCCGCUUCCCUCACCGCUCAGCCACCUGACUCCCUGGUCUAGGGUGUAGCAUAGCCACAGGAUGGAGCCGUUCUUGGUACUGUGGCUCCCAGAAGGGUCGACGCGGCAGCGCCCCCGGAGGUCGGAGGUCAGGCGGACCAGUGCUCUCCUGCUCACGUUUAAAAAGCACAGGGACUUCAACACACUUUGUUGCCGUUACUCGGUCUUCAUUAGCAUUUCCGUAUCGUGAUUUUUUUUCCCAUUCUUUUUUUCCAUACAUUUUUGUUGUUUGUUUUAAAUCAAAAUAGAUGUACAUUUAAAGGAGGACAUUAAAACACAAAAACAAAAACAAAAAACUACAAAAAAAAACAACAGAAAAACCAGAAUUUAUUUAUGAUAGCCACAUAGAGCACAGGUGUAGUCAGGCGGUAUUGAGAAGUAAUGUUAAUAUAUUAUGGUAUAAGUGCACAUUAUGCAAGCUAGGUUUUCAAUUAUUCAAUAUCUGUUUGGAUCCAUAUUGUCCCACAUAUUCCCGCCCCAAACGGCUGCCUUUUUCCAUAUACACAGGGCUAGGAGCCUGGGAAGGGGAAGUGGAGAGGGAGGGCAAUCUGGACGUACGCCCAAGGGAGUGGACUUUAUCUGACCCAAAAUAACUCAGAUGGGUGGACCGGGUAGACGACCAAUGUUCCCCACACUUGCUCACUGUAGCAUCUCCCAAAGGAUGAUGGGAAGAUUCCCACGAUGACCCUGUUACCCCUCCCCUAUCGCCACGUGGUCAUGUUUUAUCUGUGUGUGUGUGCGUGUGUGUUUGUGUGUGUGUGAGAGUACCUCCGCUUGAAACAGUCCUGUGGAUGACAGAUUUUUUUUGUUAUUUCACUCCCAUUAUAAACAUUGGCUUAAGAUAAUGAAAACCUGAUUGUGACUUAGGCCAUGCCCAAACAUGUAUCAUUACUGACAUUUUCAUUUGUUCAUUAAGAAUAUCAAAUUUCACCGAAAAGCCAAGCCUUGAUCUGAGGUUUGUGCCUCUAAGAGGCUACAAAAUCUGCAAAUAUGCAAUUUUUAUUUAUUUUUUUAACAAUUGAGAAAAAACCUACACCUAUAGGAUGUGUUCUUAACCACUGAAAGAUGUAACAACAAACAAAACAAUUCAUAAAUAGCAACGAAAGUCACACAAGCCUGCUGUUCAGUUUUUUUUUUAAUGGUAGUAUUAUUUUAACAUUCUUUUCUUUACUAUAUGCCGUAGUUCAAGGUAAACUGUGAAAAAUGAAACCAAUUGAAAGUUUAAAAAAAAUGCGCCUGGGCGGUUAUUUAAGAAAAAGUGAAAAAACCACACCAGAGAACACGAACCAAUUGCUGUUUAGUUGCUGUCUGACUGCGGCAGAAUAUGACAAUCUUAGUUUCUUUCAAUCUGAUGUUCCUAUCCUAGCCAGAAACGAAUGCUCUCCCAUGGUUGCUAUGGUUUCUGUCUUGAUCAAACGGAAAAUGGGAAUCUUGUGAGAACGUUAACAUGCCGGCUAGGAAAAGUACUUCAGGCUACUGUAAAAUGCCUUGCUCGUAUGGUCAGCCCUUGGUCACCUGACUCAGUAAUUUUGCACCGUUCUUCUGUAGGUAAGAAACUGUACAUACAUUAAUGUUUGUAUUGUAUAUGGAUCCUGGGUUGUUACGAUAGCCUUAUUCACCUUUUUAGGAAAGUAAAUGGAAAACGAUACCGAAAAAAUUGAAUACACUUCAGUAAAGCCCGAGCAUACAACUUUUUUUGGUAAAUAGCUUGUGUACAUAUUGACCAGAACCCAAUAAAACAUUUUUUUAUAAACUCUUAAAGUAAGAUGUUUUGUACAAAAUUUGAAUUUUUUGCUAUGUAUUUUAGCUAGCGCUCGUUGGAAAGCUUGUGUCCUCCCACUCCCUCCCCUUUUGCACUGUUUCCAUGGAAAUUUGGUUUUAAAAAGAAAUUUGAGAGGAAAAAGUUGCCAAACCGACUGCUGCAUAUUUGUGCCAUAAGUGUGUACCAUAAAUAUUUAUUGAAUUAGUUUGUUCUGUUUUUGAUUUGACUCCUGUCCAGUUUGUAAGUAACACAGUAUUAUGAUUGCGUUGUUUGUCUUUCCUGGUUUCUUUAGUCUGUUAUGGUUUCCAGGUGGCUGUUGCCCCUCCCUUUGCAGUUUGAGAAGGCCAGGGCAUGAUACGGUUAAAACAUUCAAAAACAAAAUAAACGAAAGUGAGGAAAAAUGACACACAUUCCACCAGUCUGUUACGAACUGAAAAUGUUUUUCAAUAAAAUGUUUUUCCUAUGGA
Molecule: messenger RNA, 4962 nt
Organism: Osmerus eperlanus (European smelt)
Lineage: Eukaryota; Metazoa; Chordata; Actinopteri; Osmeriformes; Osmeridae
Product: ephrin-B2a-like
Biological process (GO): axon guidance; ephrin receptor signaling pathway; blood vessel morphogenesis
Cellular component (GO): plasma membrane
Molecular function (GO): ephrin receptor binding
Source: RefSeq, a predicted model, not a curated record